Molecule: messenger RNA, 903 nt
Organism: Parnassius mnemosyne (clouded apollo)
Lineage: Eukaryota; Metazoa; Arthropoda; Insecta; Lepidoptera; Papilionidae
Source: the annotation of a GenBank genome assembly
AUGAUCACGGGAAGUUCAGCAAGGACGUUGAGUUCAAGCUUUAGAUUAGGCGAAUCAACAAUCCGAUCAAUUAUACAAGAAGUAUGUAACGCAAUCAUAAACAAAUUAAUGGGAAUUUUCAUUCCAACGCCAAUUGAAGAGCGGUGGAAAAGUAUAGCUCAAGGAUUUCAAGACAGAUGGAAUUUUCCAAAUUGCAUCGGCGCUAUAGAUGGGAAGCAUGUCAACAUCAUAGCACCUGCUAAUAGUGGUUCGCUGUAUUUUAAUUAUAAAAAGCACUUUUCUGUUGUCCUAUUGGCUGUGGUUGAUGAUAAAUAUAGAUUUAUAAUAGUUGAUAUAGGUGCUUUUGGUAGAAAUAGUGACGGUGAAAUAUUUGCAUCUUCGAAAUUAGCGAGACGUCUUGAAAGUAAUUCAUUACAUAUUCCAAACGAUCAACCACUACCUGGAAGUAACAGAGAUAUACCACAUGUUUUCAUAGGAGAUGAGGCGUUUCCUCUAAUGAAAAAUUUAAUGAGGCCAUACCCUCGUUGUCGUGGCUUAUCUGAGGCACAAACUAUAUUCAAUGAACGUUUAUCACGAGCACGCAAAGUUGUGGAAGAUGCAUUUGGAAUAUUGUACCACAAAUUUGGCAUUUAUAAUAAAAGUAUUAAUGUGAACCCGAUUCACGUUGACACAUUGAUACUAGCGACAUGUAUUUUACAUAAUAUUAUGCGAAGUUAUGAAAUAGAGUAUCUAAAUCAACAUGAGAUACAGCAACCAAUACAUCAAAACGAGAAUGGUUUCCUGCAACCAAUACCAGAAAACGGAAUGAACAGUGCCGAAAAUGCUUUUAAUAUUCGAGACUUGUUUUCAUCUUACUUUCAAUCUCCUGAAGGUCAAGUUUCAUGGCUGCAUCAAAAUAUUUAA